AUGCUUCCCGAGGCCGGCCUUGCCGUUCUGGCGCUGGCUCAAAACGUCUACUGUGCCUCCGUCUCCCCUCACCCCGUCCGUCUGGAGACGCGAACAGAGCUUAGUUCCAGAGCGGCAAACAUCCAUGUCUCUUAUGACAGACUCGUCGAAGGUGUCAUUGACUUUACCUAUGGCUCGUGCCUAGACAAGAAGCAGAGCGACUCGCAUCAUGUCAUCGCGCGUCAGAACCCAUCGGGCGCCAGCCACAGGCUUGUCUGGGUAAUUCCGGAUGACACCUUUGCUGGUGGCUGUAUCUCUGCAUGGGACGAUACCGGCUCCCUGGUCGGGAGGAGUGAGACCCAGCAGCUUGCUUCUCAACGCAGCCGGAAGAGGGGGCUUGAGGAAUUCCAGAAGCGCGCCGCCAUGAAGAAGCGUGACGGUGGUGGUGGAUCUCCUGCGAUUCCAAUGAACAAUGACACCGGCAUUGAUGUCUGGGGCCCUUGGUUUGACGGCGUCGCUCUGCUUCAGUCUAAGAACCACAGCUACGUGAAUGUCGAGGAGGCCAAGCGCAAGCACGUCGCCAUUGUCGGUGCCGGCAUGUCUGGACUCAUGACUUUCCUGUCUUUGAGACAGGCCGGUUUCAAGAAUUUGGAGAUUAUCGAGGGCAGCGAGAGACUUGGUGGUCGAGUCCACACUGCCUACCUCUCCGGAGGACCAUUCGAUUACUCGUACCAGGAAAUGGGUCCGAUGCGUUUCCCGUUGACAUGGACUUCGUCUUCAAAUGAAACUUACAACAUUACCGACCAUCAUCUUGUAUUCGACCUCGCUGCGGAGAUGAACAAGCUAAACAACCAUGCUGCCAACUGGAGCGUUGACUUCAUCCCUUGGUACCAGUCAAACCCCAACGGGCUGUACUACCACGAUGGCAUUAAACUGGACAGCGGAUUGCCACCCACUAUCUCACAGGUUGCUGUCGACCCGUCCUUGUCGAUUGUGAGGGAGAACCUGCCGUCCACCCAAGCCCUGCAGGACCACAUCGACUCGAUCACAACCUCGGAAGAGUUCUAUGCUGAGAUGGCAACGAAUAUGUUCGCAGCUCACAAGGAGUUCCUUGAAAUUGGUCUUGAUGGCCUCCCAGGUGACCAGUGGUCCGAAUUUGCCUACAUGGUCAACUACCUCAGAGCAAACCUCAACGAUACUGACGUAGUCUCUGAAGGAAACUUUGGUGUGUCUUUCUGGGACACGUUGUAUGACGGUCUGUACUUCGACGCCGCCACCUGGUCAACCAUUGACGGUGGCUUGAAUCGGCUCCCCGCAUCUUUCCACCCGCUGGUGGACAACUACACCACCAUGGGCCGCAAGAUCGAGCGCGUAGGCUGGGACGCCGAGACGCAGCAGGUGAACCUGCAGUGGCGCGACAACUACACCGACACGGACUUCCAGAGCUCGUCAUACGACUACACAGUCGUCGCGGUCCCCUUCAGCGUCGUCAAGAACUGGAGAUUUCCCAGCCUUAUGUCGACAACCAUGACCAACGCCAUCAAGCACAUGCCCUACGAACAAGCUUGCAAGGUCGCACUGGAGUUCGAGACCCGUUUCUGGGAGCAUCUGGACAACCCCAUCAUUGGCUCUUGUUCCACGUCGACGGACAUUCCCGGGAUCGGCGACAUCUGUUACCCAUCGUACAAUAUCAACGGCACUGGUCCCGCAAGCAUGCUAGGCAGCUAUAUCAGCGGCGGCCAGUGGGGCGAGAGAUGGGUCUCCGCGAGCGAUGAGGAGCACGUGCAAUACGUGCUGCAGGCCAUGGCCGAGAUCCAUGGUGAUGUUGUCAACGAACAGUACACCGGCAACUACGACCGGCGAUGCUGGUCCCUUGAUCCGCUCGAGAGUGGGUCGUGGGCGAGCCCCCUCAUCGGCCAGCACGAGCUUUACCUGCCCGAGUACUUCAAGACUCACAACAAUAUGAUCUUCGUUGGCGAACACACUUCAUACACGCAUGCUUGGAUUGCAUCGGCCCUCGAGUCGGGAAUCCGCGGCAGUGUGCAGCUGAUGCUCGAGCUGGGCCUUGUCGAUGAGGCCAAGGCUACCGUGGAAAAGUGGAUGGCUCGUUGGAUUGAAGUGUAA
Molecule: messenger RNA, 2103 nt
Organism: Diaporthe citri
Lineage: Eukaryota; Fungi; Ascomycota; Sordariomycetes; Diaporthales; Diaporthaceae
Exons: 6
Coding region: 1-2103 (700 amino acids)
Biological process (GO): amino acid catabolic process
Molecular function (GO): L-amino-acid oxidase activity; polyamine oxidase activity
Source: RefSeq, a predicted model, not a curated record